This is a messenger RNA of Diceros bicornis minor, 282 nucleotides long. RefSeq names its product small ribosomal subunit protein eS27-like. Gene Ontology annotation, molecular function: RNA binding; structural constituent of ribosome. Gene Ontology annotation, cellular component: ribosome; cytosolic small ribosomal subunit. NCBI's taxonomy places the organism in Eukaryota, Metazoa, Chordata, Mammalia, Perissodactyla, Rhinocerotidae. The record is from RefSeq and is a predicted model, not a curated record. The transcript has 2 exons. Gene Ontology annotation, biological process: translation; ribosomal small subunit assembly. Bases 1 to 282 code for a protein of 93 amino acids.
AUGGCCAAGGCAAGCCUCUGUGGCAGCUUCCCAGAAAACAGAGAUUUACUACAUCCAUCCUUGGAAGAGGAAAAGAAAAAACACAAAAAGAAAUGGCUAGUUCAGAGUUCAAAUUCUUACUUGGUGGAUGUAAAGUAUCCAGGUUGCUACAAGAUUGCCACAGUUCUCAGCCACACUCAGAUGGAGGUUCUUUGUAUAAGUUGUUCAAUAGCGUUGUGCCAGCCAACUGGAGGAAAGGCCAGACUCACAGAGGUGUGUUCACUUAGGAGAAAGCAGCACUAA